Vanessa tameamea is the source of this 4489-nucleotide messenger RNA. RefSeq names its product cationic amino acid transporter 3. Gene Ontology annotation, biological process: transmembrane transport; amino acid transport. Gene Ontology annotation, cellular component: plasma membrane. Gene Ontology annotation, molecular function: amino acid transmembrane transporter activity. The transcript has 18 exons. Lineage: Eukaryota; Metazoa; Arthropoda; Insecta; Lepidoptera; Nymphalidae. The record is from RefSeq and is a predicted model, not a curated record. Bases 145 to 2508 code for a protein of 787 amino acids.
UUGAGGUGGGUAGUCGUACUCCAACCUCCCUUCGAGUUCGGCAUCGCGACGCGCGCCAAGCGCUGCUCGCUGAUAAGCCACACUGGUGACACACUUACCAACGCUGUCUACGACACUGGGCGCGCCAACAAUCAACUUUCCAAUAUGCAAAGGCUUCGGGAAGUGGACUGGGCGGCGCUACGUCGUGAUGGCCACAACAUAUUCACCAAAUUAAUUCGGACACGUGAUCCUCGUUCGGGGGAUGGCGAAGAGGUCACCGUGCCAACCAGACAGCGUCUUUCUAGAUGCCUUACAACGCUAGACCUUACGUCCCUGGGCGUGGGAUCAUGCGUCGGAACGGGGAUGUACUUAGUGGCUGGCAUGGUAGCCCGCAAAUUUGCCGGACCUGGCGUAGCAUUGAGCUUCAUUAUUGCUGCCUUAGCCAGCAUAUUUUCUGGAUCGUGCUACGCUGAGUUCGGAGUCAGGGUGCCAAAUACGACCGGAUCGGCUUAUACUUAUUCCUACGUUACGGUCGGAGAAUUUAUCGCAUUCGUCAUCGGCUGGAAUAUGGUUCUCGAAUAUUUGAUUGGAACAAGUGCCUGCGCCCGCGCACUUAGCGCUUGUUUCGACUCAUUAUUCGAUGGUGCCAUAAGCAAGUAUUUCUCUGAAAAAUUUGGUACUAUUUAUGGCAAACCACCCGAUUUCGUCGCCUUCGGUAUCAGCAUCAUGAUGACCAUGGUCCUCGUGGCCGGCGUCAAGAAGUCUCUGUUCUUCAACAAUUUGUUGAAUGCGAUCAACUUAAGUGUGUGGGUAUUCGUAAUGGCGGCAGGUGUCUUCUACGCGGAUACAAGUAACUGGACUCAACACAGUGGUUUUCUGCCUUUUGGAUGGUCGGGGGUGUUCAGCGGAGCGGCGACUUGCUUCUAUGCUUUCAUAGGAUUCGACAUAAUUGCUACAACCGGCCUAGAAGCGAAUAACCCAAAACGCUCCAUCCCCCUGGCUAUUGUCUUGAGUCUGGGCAUCAUCCUCCUCGCAUACGUCAGCAGCUCCAUUAUGCUUACUUUGAUUGUUCCCUACAACGAGGUGAACACCGACUCCGCCCUGGUACAGAUGUUCGCUUACGUGAAUGCGCCCACUUGCAAGUACAUUGUUGCUCUCGGCGCCCUAUCUGGCUUGACUGUCUCAAUGUUCGGAUCCAUGUUCCCAAUGCCCCGAGUCGUUUACGCUAUGGCUCAAGAUGGACUCAUUUUUAGACAACUGGCUACUGUGUCUGAAACCUCUGGAACUCCUGCUCUGGCUACGAUCAGCGGUGGUACCGCUGCGUCCAUUGUCUCCCUCCUUAUUCAGCUCGAGGUUCUGGUUGAAAUGAUGAGCAUUGGCACUCUCCUUGCAUACACGUUGGUGUCCACCUGUGUGCUGGUUCUUCGCUACCAGCCGCAUUCCGACAACCUCAUAGAACUCUUACCGCAAAGUCUCCGAACACCAGUGGACCCUGAAGGCACGGCUUCUGCUCAACGUGAGACUUCGUUUGCUCACGGCCCGACUCACAUAAUGCCAGCCAGCCAACGUGUUAUGGUGCGACGUGUCACCCGCAGCUCGCCCGACUCCGACGAUACGCUUCCCGGGGAUGAUAGUGAGGAAUACGGACGAGAUGACGCAUUCUUAGUCAAUUCCAACACCGAAAAUAAGUUCUAUGGCGCUGUUCCUGGAGGAUGUUCUACGGGUACUUCGCGUUGCGCUCGCUUCUUCGAUGCUAUAUACCGCAAACUACACGCAAUGUCCUACCUUUGCCCUGGCCUGCUUCCGUGGGUCGACUGCGGUCCUGCAACCGAGAAUUCCGGUCUAUAUGUCAUCAAGGCGGUCGGCGUCAUGUACGUGCUCAUCAUCAUCUUCGAUAUUUUUGCGGCUUACGGAAGUCCCGGCGAAUCUACUUUUACAACUGUAAUGAUGGUUAUUCUGCUUAUCGCCAUCUUUGGAAUACUGCUAGCUAUUUCGCGGAAACCACAAAAUCGAGCUACACUGGUCUACGCAACGCCUUGUCUGCCCUUCGUGCCCACGAUCGCCAUUAUGGUCAACAUUUACCUGAUUCUCAAUCUUUCAAUUCUGACUCUAAUUCGAUUCACCGUCUGGAUGAUAAUUGGUUUGAUAGUGUAUUUUAAGUAUGGUAUUAAGAAUUCGAAUCUUGAAACUAACCCCCCCGUGCCCCGCGCGCCCACUCCUCCACCACCGAACCCACUGGAUCGCACCACUAUACCGCCCGCUACGCAACCACCCCCCACAGGCGACCGCAACAUCUUCGAAGGCGAUGGACUCUAUGGCAGCCAUGACCAGUACUCGGACCCUCUUUUGGCUUGGCACGUUGCUGACUUGGAACCCGUACAAUCGACAAGCCGCGGCUACACUGGAUCUUCUUCGUACAUGCAGGUUGAGACUCGAUACAACGAACGUACUAAUAGGACAACCUCGCAUACCUCCAGCCGACCACCAUGGGCCUAUCCGGACGUCACUUAUGAUUCCUGGGACAACUAAAUACCCUGAACUAAAUGGAUUAUUUAUUUAUAUUAUAGUUAUCUAAAAAUUAGUAAGUAUUUACUCUGUAUUAACGUCAGUAAAAAGUAUUACUUAUGCACAAACAUUUGCAAUACCUUUUAUUAAUUUUAUUUUUUUUAUUUGAGGUUUUUUUCUUUGUAGGUCGAUGACGUGUAAUGAUGUUUGUUAACUUUUUCGUUUUCAAGGGUAUUUAGAAAUGACUACGCAAUUUGCCACGGACAAACGAUUUGAUUGAUAUAUUAUUAAAACACAACUUGCCAAAAUCAAGUACUUCAGAACUAAAUCGCGGUUACUAUUUACAAUUUAUUUUAAUUGAUGUGUAUUAUAUAUUACCUUUAUUUUUAUAAAUUCCCAUCUACAUGUACUUAAAAUUUUAAUUGAUUUUAAUGCAAAUUGUAUUUUGUUUACCUAUACAGUAUUAUAUAUUAAUUAUAUUAAAAAAAAAACUAUUUACCUACUGUAGAAAAUUAAACAUUUUAUCUACUGACAUAAAUAUUCUUUGACAUCAGUUAUUUACACUGAUUAUUACCAAGAUAUCAUUUUAAAUAGGUAGUUGAUAUUUUUUAAGAAAUUUUAUCCAAAACCUAUUUUGAUUCAAAAACAUAUCAAGCGAAUUUUUAAAAUUCUUAAUUUUUUAACCAAAUAAUUAUCUAUAAAUAUAAUUUUAUUUAGUAUAAAACAUAACUAACUUUUAUCAGAAUAAAGGUUAACUCCAUUAUUUUUAAACUUUCCUAUAACUUUUUGUGAGACAUUUUCGGAAAUGUGAUAUUUUAUGUAAUAUUUAAACUAUUCUUAACCCUAAUAUAAAUUGUCUAAUAAGGACUUAUUGGAAGAACGAUAGUCAUAAACGAAAAAAGAAACUUAAUAAAAAACAAAUUAAUACUCACUAACAUCAAUGAUCAAAUUAGUUAAAACUAUGACGGUUAACGUUUCCGCGUAUUUUUUAUGAUCGACGACAUAAACAUAAACAAUUGAAAUGACAAAAUCAUUUGACAGAAUUCGUUGGCUUCGUUCUAAUAAUAUUAUAAUCUAGGGACUUAAUAAUAAGGUUGAAACGUAACUAUUGCUUAUUAUUAUUUGAAUUAUUUAAACGGCUCAAGUAUGUUAUUUUACAUAUAAAUAUUAAUUAAUUUAAUUUUUUAAUCAAAUAUUUGUUAUUAUAUUACUUAUAUAUACCUAUGUAGAGCUAGAAAUACUAAAAAGGAUAUAUGACCCAAUGGUCUAAGAGGCUUGCCUCGUCUGAAUUGCGAUAUUUUAUUGUAAUCUUGUAUGUAACAUUUAAGUCUUAUUCGCGAAAACGUUGUUGUUGUUUGAUACUUGUUAGCUUUUCUUAAAGAAUAAAGAUAAAAAAUAUCUUAAAUUUUCGGGGAAAAUGUAUACAAUCGUUAGGAAAUUUUCUCAAUGUCUUACUUUCAAUGUUAACUACAUUUUUAAAAUUCUCUCUUUAGAAUGAAGGAAUGAGAAAGGCCUUAAGUAUAUUAAGAGUAUUGAUUAAAAUUGAAAACGACAAAUAAUUUUGAAAUUAUAUCGAUUAUUCGUUUAUUUGAAAUUACAUUACAAAAACGGUCCGAGAGACAAAGUAUUUUUAUUUACUCAUUGGAUUUGUGAUGUGCAAUAUCUAAUAACCACAAUUUGUAAUGCAGAUUACGAAGUCGAAUUUUAAACAAUGAAAAGAUCUGAUUGCAUCAAAAUAAAUAUAAUUAUGCUGACUUACCAUUGGUCAACCCAGCAUGAUACAUUCAAAUAUAUUAUUAAAUUAUGAACGUAAUACCUAGUUAUUAAGUGUAAUUUGUUAUACAUAAAUGUUAGACGUCACAUUAAAUUAAAUCCAGUUUAUAGCGUUCUUCGAUAUUAACAUAAUAUUUUUCUUUAAACAAUCGCUACGAAUCUAGUCAAGAUGCAACGUGAUCUCUGUUUUCGUUUUCUUAUUUAUCUUAUAGCGCCAUUUUACGUUCCUAUU